Messenger RNA from Fusarium poae, 966 nucleotides. RefSeq lists its product as uncharacterized. Bases 1 to 966 code for a protein of 321 amino acids. NCBI's taxonomy places the organism in Eukaryota, Fungi, Ascomycota, Sordariomycetes, Hypocreales, Nectriaceae. The transcript has 3 exons. The record is from RefSeq and is a predicted model, not a curated record.
AUGUCGUCAGCGGCCUCUGAUCGACCUGUACAGACACACAGAUCAAGUCUCACAGCCCUUGUUGAGCCAUUCUGGUUGGGCGACGUCCACGUCACAGCGGACGUAUUGCAGCGCAAUCCUUCAAACGGUUUGCCCGCUCUACACCGUUCCGUGGUUAUGCGACAGGAGGUUUGUAACCCCCUCUUCACUACUCAAAAAGCACUUACACGUGCAAGCAACGGCAUGCUGAUAAACUGGGUUAUAGCAGCCUCAGCAGCAGCUGGCGGCGCCUUCAAGAGAGCAGCAGGCAUGUUGGUUGCCGGCGUAGGUGCAAGCACGGCUGGGGGUGUCGGGACCUGGUAUACGAUGCACUCGAACGGCAUGGGUUUCCACUCCGACGAAGAGAGCCUGCGACGCUUCGUCGCUAACCACGAGGAAGCAAGAAUGGUGGAAGAGACCAUCAACAACCACCCUCUGAUCGCAGAGCUUCGCGCGAACCCCGAACUCACCGAAUCGCGACCACACAUGAAGAUGCCUGGAUCGUACCGAAGUCGGAGCUUGACUGGCGGAGCGCUCAUUGGCGAAGGAAAGAUGCCAGUGCCACCUUAUGCGUGGGUUGCGCCAGAGGGCAAGCAGCUCGUGUCGGUGGCAUAUGUAGGAGAGGAUCUGUGCGGCCAUCCUGGUAUCGUGCACGGCGGGUUCCUAGCGACGAUGCUGGAUGAAGGUCUCGGACGAUGCUCUUUUGGCGCCCUUCCUCAUAAUAUUGCCGUGACAGCAAACCUGAACGUCGACUACCGCAAGCCGACACCAGCGGGAAGCUUCUUGGUUCUGCGGGCAGAGACCUACAAGGUGGAAGGUCGCAAGGCCUGGGUUAGAGGACAUAUCGAAUUGCUGGCCAACCCCGGAGAGAAGCCAACAAUAUUGGCAGAGGCGCAAGCGCUCUUUAUCUCACCCAAAUAUGCUGCGGUGAUGCCCAAAAUUGGUUAA